AUGGGCACCGCAACUUCCACGACGACCGAUGGCACUGAACAUCGGGUGCGAUCCUUGUUAGUUCAGCCUGCACGGAACCUUCGAGACGAUUGGCAGAGGUUCUGGGAGCUAGAGGAAGUACCCACAAGACCGAUAAGCUCGCCGCAGGAUGAGGCAUGCGAAAGUGGAAGCAGGAGUAUUAAUGAUUACCUGGCUGCCGGACCGAAGCUCCAAACUGACCUCUGCGCCAUCAUAACGAGGUGGCGGUUCCAUCGACACGCCUUUUCAAUGGACAUCGUGAAAAUGUUUCGCCAGAUUAAGGUGCACCCAGAGGACAGAGACUGCCAGAGGGUCGUCUGGAGCGACGAUCCAAGCGAGGAAGUACGAGACUUCCGGUUGACGACAGUGACAUACGGCACGACGUCGGCUCCGUACCUCGCAACAAGAGUGCUGCUUCAGCUUGCCGACGACGAAAAGGCUCGAUAUCCGCGGGGUGCAGCGAUGCUCCGAGCGAACGCCUAUGUUGACGAUAUUCUGGCAGGAGGAGACGACAUUGGCGAUGCAGAGGAGGCUCGACGCCAGCUUUCGGACAUCUUUACGGUGGGCGGAUUCCCGCUGGACAAGUGGGCGACAAAUUACAUGCCGUCGAGUUCCAAUCUUGUUGAGUUGUUGCAGGGUCACCAGGAGACAGGCGCACUGGGCCUCAAAUGGAGCACAGCGAACGAUACGCUUUCGCUUGCGACUCCGAAGCUCACGGCUGCAGCACCAGGACAACGAUGGACCAAACGAGUGGUUUUGUCCGAGACGGCUAUGCUAUUCGACCCCCUAGGUUGGCUGUCACCGAUUACCGUGACUGCGAAAAUCCUACUGCAGGACCUCUGGUUAUCUGGAUAG
Messenger RNA from Dufourea novaeangliae, 873 nucleotides. RefSeq lists its product as uncharacterized. Bases 1 to 873 code for a protein of 290 amino acids. Lineage: Eukaryota; Metazoa; Arthropoda; Insecta; Hymenoptera; Halictidae. The transcript is spliced from 2 exons. The record is from RefSeq and is a predicted model, not a curated record.